AUGCAGUUGCCAGCGCCACCCAAACCAGCCCUCACGCAGACAAACCCGCCAUUUUGGGAACUAGCCAGACGGCCGACGAAGACGAGGCCACCGAAGCUGUUCCCUCUCCUGGCGCACGAAUUGGCCGUCCCCGGCUGCGUGCCAAACACAGCUGGCGGGCAGCAGCAUCCCAGUCCUAUCUCAGCGCGAUCGGUCGGAGGUCCAACUGCCAGCACCCCACUCGCGCUCGGCAGCAGCAGCCUCGCAGUCCUCGACCCAGAGAAAGAGGUGAGCACGCCCUGGGAGCCGCUGUACAAGCGGGUGGCGCCCAACGCCGACGAGGAGGAGCUGUCCGGCUCGAGCGACGGCAGCCCCGGUCCCCCGCCGCCGAAUCCGCAUGUUCCCCGUAACAUUAGGGAAGGCUGGGGGGACGCACUGCUCUUGGAUGUGAUGGACCAUCACAGGAAAUCGGUGGCCCAUUGGACGGAGAUCUUGCGGAGCAGCCAGGUGGAUCAUGGUCGCGGCGGGAGGGACAGUGGCGGCGAGGCGGAGGAAUCGUCGGAUGCGAUGAGCGUGGAUGAGGAGGACUGGGAGUCCGAGACCGAGGACGAGGGAGACAUAGCGGUGGUGGAUCGGUUGGAGGGCACCGGAUGGGUGCUUCUGGUGGGAGCUAAUGACCGGGCAUAA
Messenger RNA from Thermothielavioides terrestris NRRL 8126, 666 nucleotides. RefSeq lists its product as uncharacterized. The record is from RefSeq and is a predicted model, not a curated record. The coding region runs from base 1 to 666 and encodes 221 amino acids. NCBI's taxonomy places the organism in Eukaryota, Fungi, Ascomycota, Sordariomycetes, Sordariales, Chaetomiaceae. The transcript is spliced from 2 exons.